Perca flavescens (yellow perch) is the source of this 1876-nucleotide messenger RNA. RefSeq names its product 5-hydroxytryptamine receptor 3A-like. The record is from RefSeq and is a predicted model, not a curated record. Gene Ontology annotation, biological process: monoatomic ion transmembrane transport. Gene Ontology annotation, molecular function: transmembrane signaling receptor activity; extracellular ligand-gated monoatomic ion channel activity. The coding region runs from base 1 to 1782 and encodes 593 amino acids. NCBI's taxonomy places the organism in Eukaryota, Metazoa, Chordata, Actinopteri, Perciformes, Percidae. Gene Ontology annotation, cellular component: membrane. The transcript is spliced from 12 exons.
AUGAGUCCACUGACUCAAUCCCCCGAAGACGGUUCCCUUGCCGGCACUCCCUGCCGGAGGACUGGAGCUCGUAACGGCGGAGGACUACGGAGCCCCACUCCACACCAGUGGCUUUUCUUACUCACCGCUAAGGUUCUUGUUCUUGACCUAUAUGAAUGCCGAAUAGCAUUCCCCUUACCCAGGAGCCGACACACAGGCAUGCGCGUGACGCUCUCUUGUUCACGCUCUACCAUGGGCUGUGAUGACCAGGCACUCGCUCUCACAGCGCGGGAAGGCUCAGCGCUCUCUGUUGCUAUGGCAACAAACAACACACAGCUUUACGCCUCAACUCGCCAGCCUUCCCCUGGCCCCUACCAGCGUGGUGGAGAAACCAACAAUAACACAGAUGAUGAAUCCGACUUCCCAGAUAAAGGGCCGGACUCUGGAGAAAAGUUUGAGGAAAUCUGUGGUUAUCAGGAUGUUUUAGACCAGCUGAAUCUGACCAUAAAGAAGGAUAAGUACACCAUGGCUCGACCUGUUAAAAACUUUAAAAAUCUUACACGGGUACACCUUCAAAUUGUGAUCUAUGGCAUCCUAGAUGUGAGAGAGAUUGAACAGACUUUCGUUCCUUACGUUUGGAUUUAUAUGAAAUGGCAAAAUGAACACAUUAAGUGGAGUCCAACUGAAUUUUGUGGAAUUGAACAGGUGGUUGUUCCUACUGAAUUAUUGUGGAAGCCAGAUAUAACUAUUGAAGAGAUGACAGAGAAGGACAAGGCCCCUCCGAGUCCUUAUCUUACCAUUAAAUGGAACGGCGAAGUCAUACUGAGGAACGACCUGAUGAUAGUCAGCACGUGCAAGAUGCAAAUUUACAAAUUUCCCUUUGACAUUCAGAGCUGCAACCUCUCUAUUAAGUCUGCUGCGUAUUCUGAUGACGAAAUAAUGUUUGAAACCAUCAAAGAUGGUUUCAAAAACACAGAGUGGACUCAGCAGUUGAUACGGACCCAGUAUGAGUGGUUGUUCCUAUCCAUGACAGUUAACAACACAACUGUCAGCGAUAUUACCAACAACCAAAGCAUGAUUGUUUACACUAUCAAGAUGAGGAGGCGGUCUGUCCUCUACAUCGCCAACUUCUUGGUACCCAUCAUGUUCUUCUUUUGUCUGGACUUGGCCUCAUUCCUGAUCUCGGACAGCGGGGGGGAGAAGCUCGGCUUCAAGGUCACUGUGCUGCUUGCUGUCACUGUGAUGCAGCUUCUUCUCAAUGAGAUUCUGCCUUCGUCGUCAGACAGGGUUCCUCUUAUAGCGGUCUUCUGCAUUGGGAUGUUUAGUUUGAUGAUGCUAAGCCUCCUGGAGACAAUUUUGGUGAUGCAUCUGAUGGAGAAAGACUCUGCAUCCCAAGACGAUGAGGCAGGUAAAGACCAAAACCUGAGUGAGGACUGUAACAAAAAGGGCAAAGUCAGCUUGCACAACCAUGAUGGAGAGAUGAAGAAAUGGACUCACUGUGCUUUUGUUUGUGAUGUGUCUGCUGAUGAACCUCCAUCUGAACUGCUGUCGGUGGCUAGAGAGGGCAACAGCAGCCAACUGACGGAUGAGUCCAAUGCCUUGGAGAAGGUCUCAGAUGAGCUGAGGGAGGUGGAGAAAACACUGCUCCUGCUCCUCAACAGCAGGAAGGAAGACGGGAAGCCCGGCUACUGGACCAGAGUGACUAAAACAAUCAACAAAGUUUUCUUCAUUUCCUAUGUCACAAUGGCCAGUCUGUUUUUAGUUGUUAUCUUUUUAAAAUGGAACCAUGCAUCAGACGAGUAGUGGCAAAGUGUAAAAACAAAAUUAAGACUAUCUAACACAUAUACUCUGUAUUAGCCUAUGACAUAAAUCUGGUUGUAUUGUACAGUUCUUGUAA